AAUCCAUUGGCUUUGGUAGGUAGACGGUCUAUUGUCGUGCGACUGUGUCGAUACGCACCACGUUUCCCCACUGCCUUUUAUUCACCGACGGGAUCGAAUCCACGAGUAAAAGUCACACUUCAUUCCUCCCGAUCUUCACCAAGAUCUUCCAAUUACUGGUUUUGAAUAAUAAGAUCGCUCUGAAUACACGGAAUUUAGUCAACAAUGGUGGCAUCCACGGUAGGAGCUAAUGGCAAUGAUAUUUCGUCUACAACAGCAACACCCGCUGCCGGUAUUCCAUAUGGUCAUUAUCGACUAGUUGGAUGGGACAUGGAUACAACUGGAAAAAUGCUUGUCGAUGAGAUAUGCCAAAUUGCCGGCUACACGCCGAGCUCGUCUUUUGCCCAGUACGUAAUGCCAUUUAAGAAUCUCACACCUGCGGCUAAAAAACGUCACAAUCUCAAAGUCGUCACUGUGGGGAGAUACAGAUUAUUAAAAAACAUCAAAACCAAUAAGGUAUUAAAAACCAAGAGUGAGAUCUCUGCUAUCACAGACUUUCUUGACUGGCUCGAGGAAGUGAGGAGCAAUGCUGUUGAUGGUGUAAUUCUCAUUCACCAUGAAUCAAGAAAAGUCAUUCCGGCGAUGCUACUUGCGUCACUUAUUAAGUUCGAUCUUCUGGAGAGGUUCAAGAAGACUGUCAAAGGUUUCGCCAAUGGGUUCAACAUUGCCAGUGUUAAAUGUUCCGAUACCAUUCGUGCCUUCUCACUGAGGACUCUGUCACGUGUUCUACUCAAUCAAGAAGUCGAACUAGAAGAUGCAGUCGAUCGUGCACGUUUGGCCCUUCAGAUAGUUCAACACUUGAGCAUUGACGAGGCAAAGGCCGCCGAGGGCAGUGGUGACAGUGAUACCACAUCAAAGGCAACUAUUGAGUUUACCAGAGAAUUUGUUCAGCCAGUUGCAGCAGAAGAGGAGGAAUCUGAGAAGCUGAAGCUUGUGCUUGACAGGCAGCACAGUCUGCUGCCAGUUUUUGGCCAUUUACUUUCUAUGAAUCGCAAAGUAAGACAGCAUGCUUCACCCCUCAGGAGACUUCUCGCUGAAUCCAAUAUCGAUUAUGUACAACUCAAGGAGGCCUGGUCCGAGGAGGCAAAGUAUGGAUUGGAAAGAUUGAUCAAGAAGAGAGCGUCGAGUGCAACGAAUACGGAAAUUGAGGAUCUUCUUGAACUACUUGAGUGCCACUUUGACCCAGAAAAAACGCUAAAGGUCAAAGUCGAGACUAAACAGAGGAAAAGAUCAAAGAAGAACAAAGAGAACCGCAAAGAUGCCUCGGGGAUGGAGAGCCCAGACACCACAACUUUGCAUUUACCGAUUAAAGUAGCAGACGAAUCACUUGAUAAUGCCACGGCUUUGCCAACAACAGCAUAAUAAAUAUUCACCUGCCUCCAACGAAAUACCCCCCGUAGGGUGUUUGUGAGUAGGAAAUGAGGGUGAAUGGAAUUUUUGGAGUAAACCAAACAAUUUUCAAUACCCUAGAGAUAAGAGUUCAGUUUUUUUAGUUGAAAAUUAAAUUUUUUCGUUUACGAGGGAACGUUUCCCCGAGCCUGAGAACGCAGGAAAGUUCAGAUGGCUUUAAUUAUUAAUCAACUCGUUUAUUGUUAAUAAUAUUUGAGAUAUAUAUUUUGUUAGGUGAGAUUGUUAUUCAUUCUCCAAUUCUAGAGUUCAUGAUCAUUAAUAUUUUUUUAUUAAACAAUUUUCUAUAAGUGAUUAAUGUUAAGAGAGAAAAUAUAUUUUUCGAAGCAUUAUAAAGUGGGAAAAUUUUAUAUCUGCAUGAUCUAGAUCAUCGUAGAUAUCGAAGUUCACUCGAAAUACGCAUAUGCAUUUUUUUUUUCAUUUUUCGAUUCCCAAAGAAAAACAUUUUUAUUUUCGUUACAAACAAGUACGUAAUGUCAAUUCAUAAUCGAUACACUUCAAGUAAUGAUUAUGACUAUUUAAGAAAGCAGCUAAAUGGAUUUUUAGUUAUUAUUUCGAUCUCAUUGUACUGAUAAAAAAAAUGAAAUAAAGAGAUUUACGAACGAA
Molecule: messenger RNA, 2052 nt
Organism: Diachasmimorpha longicaudata
Lineage: Eukaryota; Metazoa; Arthropoda; Insecta; Hymenoptera; Braconidae
Gene: exu
Product: maternal protein exuperantia
Exons: 5
Coding region: 205-1401 (398 amino acids)
Biological process (GO): bicoid mRNA localization
Molecular function (GO): protein homodimerization activity; RNA binding
Source: RefSeq, a predicted model, not a curated record